UCUCACCCCUGAAUUUCCAGUCUCAUUUCCCAUUUCACUCUUCGGCACGACGCUUGCUUGCUUUUGGCAGUGUGUGCGUGUGCUGUUUUGCUCCAUUGAGUGGUUUGACUCUUGAGGUGGUGGGUUGAGCGAGCACAGUUGUUUUGUGCAUGAUGGACGGCGGAUUGGAGUUGGGACCGUGCGACCGUCGGCCCGGCCUCGCGCGGUUUGACUGCUGCCUCAUCGAUGCCUGCGUGCUGGUUGGCAUUGACGAGCUCACGGGCGUCGUCCCACUUGGCGGCAGCUCUGCCUCCCGCGCCAGCGAUCGACGACGCGUUCCCAGCGUAGGAGGAGGAGGAGAGAACGAGUCAUCCGCCUCGGCAUCAUCCUCAUCAUCAUCAUCAUCGUCAGCAGCAGCAGCAGCCCAAAUCAUGCACCGCGCGUGGCCACUCAACCAGCCGUACUCGGCCAAAGUGCUUGGCGUUGCGGCAGACGAGACAGACGGUCACGUUACGCUGCGCUCGACCUCGGCCACUGCAGAAUUCCGCCGACGAGCACUCUCUAGCAGCAACAACAGCAACAGCAACAACAGCAGUGGCAGCCCCGUGACGCCGACAACGACAGAUCCCAGUCAGACGAGUCGAUCGCGUCAAGGCUCUGGUGCGUCUGCGCAAUCACACCGCAGCAGCAGCAGCAGCAGCAGCGACGGCACGAGCAACGCCAGUCGGGCAGCGGCGGGGUCGGCGUCAUCAGCGGCAUCGCAUGCUUCGUCUUCGUCCUCGUCUGCUUCUGCUUCUGCUUCAUCAUCAGCUUCCUCUCCUCCGUCGUCGAGAAAGUCGCCGGGUCGGUUCACGGGCGACGCGUCGUUUGUCAAUAAUCUUCCCUUGUUCUGCCUGCCGGACGGAGCCUAUCUCCUAGCAGCCAAGGACCUGGCCGGGCAUCACCGCUCGAGAUCGCACUCGUUCGUCAUUACCGAUGAUUAUGGAAGCAGGUCGUACGUGGCAUGCCUGACCUGGUACCGCCGACUCGACCCGGGUCUGCUCCUUCAUGCCGAGCACGCCAAUCAGCCAGGUUUGGUCGCCGAGGAGACCGCUGCCAAUGCUGCCAAUGCUGACAAUGCUGACAAUUCUGCUACUGCGACUGGCACACAUGUCGCCGCAACCAGCCCAGGAUACCAAGAAGCCUGCAAAUCGAAAACACUGCAAGAUUUGGAGCACCUGUUUCUGUCGAACGGGUAUACGAGCGCUGAUCUGAGCAGACUCCUGGCAGAGGGAUUGUACGCCCCAGUGACCAUCAGUCUCGUUUCUCAGUUUCCGUACAUUUCCGUGCUGCGCGAUAGUCUGUGCGCCAUGCUGCCGUCUGUGCAGCUCUUCUCGGACGAUUACAUCCACGUCAUUGAUGCCUACGUUUCAAUGCUGCUGCAUGUUCCUGUUCCGCCACAGGGAGCACUUGCCCUCCGAUUCACCCUCCCUGACGCGCGGGCGUUGCUACUCACGACCUCCUCUCUUUCGGCGCUCGAGCAGAGUAAUCAGGCCAAGUCCCUUUCAAGCGUUUCUUCUCGCGGCUCAUUUGGGACGCCGGCCUCUGUGGGUGGCACGAGCUUUGUUGCCAACGCCGGCCAGGCCCAGGAUGGCGAGUCGUCGCUGUUCGCGGGCUAUCCCAUCACUGUCAAGCCGCUCUGGCUGAGCCGUAUCCCCAUUGUCGAUGUCCCGAUUCGGCAACUUUUCCUCUGUCUCAGCACAGAUGCGAUCAUUCAGGUCCUUUCUUGCAUUCUUCUCGAGCAGAAAAUGGUGUUUAUCUCCUCCAAACCCGCCUUGCUGACGAACGUCACGCAGGUCCUCUUGUCCUUGGUGUUGCCCUUCCAGUGGAAGCACACGUACAUUUCCGUACUGCCAUCGUUCCUGCUCGACUAUGUCGAGGCUCCCGGAACGUUCAUUAUGGGUAUUCAUUCGCGCCAUCGUGAAUCCAUCAUGAAUCUGGUGUCCGGCACCGUCAUUGUGGACUUGGACCAAAGCAGUGUGUCCAUUCCGAGCUCCUUGGCACUUCCAGCGCUCCCUCGAGGUGCACAUCGACGGCUCAUCUACGCACUUUCGCGUGUUUCACUGCAUUACGAAACCGACGCCCUCGAGAAGCCCGCCUUUGAGGCACAGCGGGAUUUUGUUCGGAUGGAGCGUCACUAUCGCAAGUUUGAGGUGAAUGCCCGCGUUGCUUUUUUUGAAUUUAUCGUGCAACUUUUCGCUAAUGUGAAAAAUCACCUCAUGUUCGACAAGCGAGUCCUGAAUCUGGAAUCCUUUUUGCGAGGACAGCCGGAAGAGUCUCAUGCAUUCUAUCGCCGCAUCACGGAAACGUCCAUGUUCUCCAUGUUUUUGCAGUCUCGCAAGCGUGCUAUGCGUGACUAUUUUGACGAGCGCGCUGACGAUGCGAGCUAUGUGGCGUCGCUGGCAACCAUACCCAUCCCGUUGCCAACCCAGCUGCCGUACCCGCGGAGCUUUGAACGCACCCGCCUCAGUACCUUGGCUCCACACGACCGGUUUGGCUUGGGAUUGAUCGGAGAGCCGCAUCACGCACCCGGUACAAACUUUUCGAAUUCCAACUUGCUUCCAGACCCGCGACAGCUCCAAGGGGUCUCCCCACCGCGCAGUCCACCGCACCUCGCACGCGGCUUUUCGAUGCAAGUGGUGCAAUCCAUGCCUCCACCGACACCCAGCCCUGCCUUUUUGGACGACUAUGUCGAGCGAGACCCGUUCGUGGGUGCUGGCGGCUCGAGUUUGAGCAACAACCCACAUCACCCUGCCAUCUUCCGCGCUGAUUCUGCUCCCCCAAACUUUGGUAUGAACAGCGAGCCUACUCCUGGCAGCGCGUCGCCCGCCUCGGCUUCCAACCUUGUCGGUUCGACAAGCGCCGACCGCGCGUCUCAAACGGCCAUGCUCGACUGGACUUUGCCGCUUGUUUUCGACAUGCCGCCAUUCGGGUUGCGGUGGGUCGAGCAAUACCUCGAUCCCGACGCCAGUUCCUCGGAAGGCGCCGAGAGCAUGUUCUUUGUGCGAUGUCUCGAGCGGCUCUGCGUGAGCUUGUCCGAGACGCAUGAGGCGCCUGGUGUGCUGGCCAGUCCCAGCGGUCCUUUGUCAGCAGCUUCAUCGGCAACGCGCACGCCUGGAUCCCCAUCCGCUUCAGCCAGCGUCCUUGCGCCUUCAUCGCCCUCUCCAUCGGCCACUUCAUCAAAGUCUGCAGCAAGUGCGGAUGGCGACAGUGCUCUGGGUCGCUUGUCGGCCUGGGCUUCGUCGACUCGUUCCCUGUUGAGCCGUCACCUGUUCAUGCCAACAUCGCCCUCGGCAGCCAGUCAGCACGAGCCAGCUCUAGCUGGAGGCUUGGGCCUCAGUCUGUCUGACGGCCAACUCUUCUCGCCAAGAAACCGAAUGUCCUUGGUGCAAAUGCGUGAGGAAGUGGCGGCAGUGUUGCAAGCGACUCCUCAAAGCGCAGGGCUCCCGACUGCGACCGGCCCUUCUGCGCGGCAUGUCUCCUACCCUCUGCGCACACAAUCUUCUUCCGCGUCGAUUGGGUCGUUCUCGCACCCUGUGGAAAGCGCCGGAUUUGUGCCCCUCAUCUACAUCCGAGGUCUGUUUGCCGCCGCUGAAGGCCUGACCUCCCAAGCACUUGCUGACUUUGACCUUGUUUACCGGCGAGACGCCAGUCUCUUCCCCAAAGUCGUUGUUGGAACGCUCUUCUCGUACAGGGAGAGCAAUCUCUCAAGUCCAGCCAGCCACUCGCCGCUAUUGCAGUCAUCGCUCAACUACAUUGGCGGCGCGUCGGUACAUGGCAUCCCCAGCCACCUGUGUCGACUUGGCCGCCUAUGCGUGGAUGUGACGGGCGGAAAGCUGCAUUCGCGGCGUUCCAUGGCUGUGCGAUCGCCCGCCAGCGGACUGCGUGCAACAGACUCCCAGCUGCGUGCUGCAUCUCCUCGGCGAGCAAUGCCAAAUGGGCGAGCAGGCACAGAUGCGUCGACUGCAACAUCCCUCGCUCUGGAUCUUCCUAGUGUCAUUCACAGCACAAAGGAUGUUCUGGACAGUUUGGCGAAGCGGGAUUGGCUGAACUGUUCAACGUUUGUCAAGUGCGGCGUCUUGCUCCGUCUGGUGACGGAUGUGGACACGGGCGAGCGGCUGUUCGAUGUGCUCUGCCAAGAUUUGCCAAUUUCCGAAAGAGCUUCGACAGCUGCUGCUCCUGCCUCUGCCUCUGCCUCUGUCGACACUCGACCACCGUCGAGCCACCAAGCGCCUCAACCGGCAAAGUCAACCAAUGCACCGAGUGUUCGCAACGUCACCUCCAGUCCCGCAAGCUCUUCUUCACCCGCUCACGCGCCAGCUCCUGCCCACGCACCGUCGCCCUCGUUUGGAAACUUCCUCCGCGGCGGAAACAAUGCCCGUGCGCGUGAAGAUCGCAAAAGCGCUGGCGUUGCGGUAUCCGCUGCCACUGCGUCCCCGCAGACGUCCUCGACUGCCACUGAGGAGGACGACUACGACACCUUGCUCGACGUACCAUCGUCCUUGUUCAUCGGCAAGGUGCGACCGCUGUCGACCGCAGAGUUUGGUGGCAUUGACAAGCUGCAGCAGCUGAUUGCUGCACCGAGGCAGUCGUCAGACGCAGCGAACGCGCCGCCAUCGUCGGCAUCAGCGCUCCGUUCCCCAGACAAGGCCGUGUCAAAGAGCGAUUUCAAAGCCUUCUACGAGCUUUGGACUGGUGUCGUGCAGCCCAUCCAGCUACCUGAACUGCCCGCCGACCGACUGGAACUCGGGGAAAGCAUCAUCAAGGUCUCCACGCUUGCGCGAACUCACGAUGGCAUUGGCCUCCUCAUUUUGACGACCGCCCGCAUUUUCAUUUUGCUGGACGACAAGCGGGUGCUCAAGGAAAUUACGAGAAUUGGCAACAUUGACUCUGUGGAAAAGUUCCAAUUCAAAAAGCUCAUCCCUCCCGGAGUUCCUUCUGUUCGCAUCUUCCACCGCUCCGCUUCGGCUCAGGCAAAUGCGCCCGAGCUUACCAAAACCGAAGUGCUCAUUCUCAGCGGUCGCGACCUGUGGUUUGACUACAUCAUGGAGAUGGUUGCGGCAUACAAGGUGGCCAAAGGCUCCAAAAAUCCGCAGGCCAUUCAGCAGGCUGCAAUCAACAUUGCGCUGUCGGAGACCCUGGAGAAGAUGAAAAAGGACCUGUACCACCGCCUCCUGUUCUUCUCCCAAACCUUCCCGCUCUAUCGCAGUCUGCCCCUGAGCACGAUUCAGGCGCUGGUUUUGCGUAUUGAUACGACUCCGCACGACAUUCGUAAAGCGACCACGGAGUGCAUGGCGUUUCGCGAAAAGAAGCUCUGGUGUGGCAUGAGCAAUGGCGCGCUGCUCGUCUUUGACUCGGUCACCUGGGCGCUCGAAACCGAGCUGACGCUGUCUGGCAUUCCCGUGCAGGACAAGGCCGGGCAUUCCGAUUCGCCCCAGUCAACCUUCUUGCAGCAGCUGCCGCACCCCUUCCCAGCAAACAGAAUCUGUUCGCUGCUGGCCGUUCGCCGUCACAUGUGGGCGGGGUCAUUCGAUCACCUCAUCCAUAUCGUUGAUGCGCGAACGCGUCAGACUGUCACCGUCCUGGAUCGACAUCAUGCGGCCGUUUGUGAUCUCGUGUCGUUCGUCGCCCAAUCGGCAACACCAUCUCUGCCCGGAUCGACUUCAGCCGGGGCCAUGCACGGUACCAGCGGACCUGACAGUCCAGUGCAUCAUCAUCAUCAUCGGAUGGCGUCUGACACAGGUUCUCCCGUCAGCCUUCCCACGGCAAUUCCUGCUCGAACGUCCUCCAACCUGUCGGAAGUUUUUGCGGCAUCAGCUCGGAACGACGCGCAGCUGUACGAGUAUGUCGUUUCGUGCAGUUUGGACGGCCACGUUGUGUGUUGGGAUCUCAAUUCGCGCGAGUGUCUGGUCGAGGCGCAUAUUUUUGCCGCUGCGUCUGAACUGCUGCAAGAAAAGAUUGAGCAGCGACUGAUGGACUCGCAAAUCUAUGCGACCCCGCUUCGGGCGAUGCAGCGUGUUCUGUCAACGACCUCGACCUCGAUGAUGCACUCACCCGCGGACACCACCCAGCUCGAAUCCUUCUCGUUGACGCAGAGCACCGUGAGCACCGGCAGCGACUCGAGCACACCCGGCGCUGCCACCGCUUCUCUGUUUGUUUUUGAGACGCCCGAGUCGCCACAACCACUCAACAGGUCGCUGACUGAUCCUGCAAACUUGUUCCUGUCGCCAUCUCGCUCCUCCAUGCCCAUUGCCGCCGCCGCAAAUCGCAAGAUUGCUGGACUCUACUGCCUGUGCAUUGUCGGUGAUCACAUCUGGUGCGGAACGAACGACUGCGUCGUGGUGUUGGAUCGCAUCACGCUGCGGGUGGUGGACGUGAUGGAGGCUGUUCCUUCGCCCCUUGCCGGAAUCAGUACUGCAGCCCAGUCGAUCGCCACCACACCCGUUCCCUCCAAUUUGAAACCCGUUUCUGCUCCUCCCUUGCUGGGCAGCUCCAGUCCGGCGCCCAUCACAAGCAUGCUUCUCGCCGGAUCGCAUGUUUGGACAGCCUCCGCACGAUCGGGGACGGUGGACAUUUGGGACGCACAUGCCCGCGUGGUUCGCAAGAGCUGGUCGCUCGAAUCGCGGGGAAUCAACGCACUGUCGCUCGUCAAUGGCAAAAUCUGGGGCGGAGCUUCGAACGGCUCGCUGUAUGUCUGGGAUGCCGACACGCACGGACUUGUCAAAGAGCUCGUUGGACAUGCCGACGCCGUGCGGUCCCUGGCUGCCGUGCCAGUCUCCGAGUCGUCCAUGUUUGUGCUGAGCGGUUCGGCGUCUGCGGAUGGUCGUCUGUUUGUUUGGGACGCCGGCCAAGUGUAGCUUUUUGCGCACAAGCAAGUGAUGUUGGACUGUCGUUGUUCCACAAAGCCGGCAGGACUGUACAAUACAAUGUUACGAAUGCAACAAGUUGGCAGCGCUGAACUGAGCUGUUGCACAAAUAAAAGUUUUGCAAGCACAGAA
Capsaspora owczarzaki ATCC 30864 is the source of this 7016-nucleotide messenger RNA. RefSeq lists its product as hypothetical. The record is from RefSeq and is a predicted model, not a curated record. The coding region runs from base 150 to 6875 and encodes 2241 amino acids. The transcript has 2 exons. Gene Ontology annotation, biological process: regulation of Rab protein signal transduction. NCBI's taxonomy places the organism in Eukaryota, Filasterea, Ministeriida, Capsasporidae. Gene Ontology annotation, cellular component: cytoplasmic vesicle. Gene Ontology annotation, molecular function: protein binding.